Molecule: messenger RNA, 1189 nt
Organism: Marchantia polymorpha subsp. ruderalis
Lineage: Eukaryota; Viridiplantae; Streptophyta; Marchantiopsida; Marchantiales; Marchantiaceae
Source: the annotation of a GenBank genome assembly
AAAAAAGAAUUCCUGCAAGAUUUCCAGAAUUUGCCCACUCAGGUGACGGAUCCGCAUGUGGAUGUUUCAUGGUCACCGUUCCGCAACUUCAUGAACAUGUGGGGGUCGCACAUCGUGCAUGUAGCUUACACUGGAGCAGUUUACCAGAGCUUCAGUAGCUCCAAGUUCGAGAAAAAUUACAGUCAGAGAGACAUGGAGAUUAAGGCGUGCGUGAAGGCCGAGGGAAUCACGGGCAAGGCGUUGGAAGCCUGCGCCGGCUACAGCGAAUCCGAGCGACGGGAAGCAUCGAAGCUCACCACCACCGACACGAAGCGGGUGAAGGGUGGCAGCGCAGCUACACGCAGCCAAUUGGCCAGCGGGCUCGCCACUCAAGCGCUACUACAGGAGUUUCUGAGCCAAGACUCGGUGGGCGAGCAGCCCGUGCGAUACGAAUACCUUCCGAUCUGGGAUUUUCUACUCGGCCGCUCGGGCAGGAAUAGCGUUGACGCAAAGAGGGCUCUAGCACUGCAGGCGUACUACGAGGGGUGGAAGGCGAUCACUUGCCCACUGGUGGUAACAACAGGCCAAACCAACAACAACGCACAGAUGAUGGUUGCAGAGUACACGAAAGAUAAGCAAGCUACGGGAUACUACUUGUGCAUCCGUCGCUGCAAUGGCUGCCACAAUUACCACGAAGACUGCCACUACGAUUUCAGCGGGUGCUGCCGCUCUUACGGCCCGUCUGUGCUGAAACGCGGCUGGAGCACAGAUUUUGUGACUCGAGCCGGGGACUGGGAAUCGGGGUGGUGCAACUGGGACAAUGGGUGCUACUACCAGGUCGGGCUCGGAUGCGUUUGCGGUAAGAGCAAUGAGGAAAACGGAUGCAACUACGACUACCCUCUCAACCCCAAGGACGCCACCUGGCUCAAGUACAAGAUCCUCUGGAACCAGCACUCCUUGACACUCGACUCCGAUGACACUGCUGCUUACAUCGCCGAGGCUUAGAUCGAUGUAUCAACUGUCUACCUUGUCGAUCACAUGAGUUGAUGAUACAUACGACAUAGAAUAUGUUUCAGUGCUUGGCUGGCUCGUUACAAGCGGCAGUUAUCUCCUUUUCUGUGUUAUCGUAAUUUUGUGUAUGUGUGUGAAAGAGCUCAGCUCAUUAUGUAAAAAUAAAGGCAGGCAACGGCCAGCACUGUAAUAAUGACGA